AUGGCAAAGACAACAUUCGCCAAUGCUCUCAAUGUAUCCCCAACAUUCUAUCAAGCGUGGACCUCACUAUCCGUCAUUGACUCAAAGUUCAUGAGUGUGGAUGGACCAAAUGGAACUGAACCAGCACAGAUUGAUAAGGAACUGAUGCCUACCGAGUUGAGCUCCAACUAUACUGAUCCGAUAUCAGUUGUGUCAUCCAAGGGUACAAACAUCACCUACAGCGUCACACCCCAACGUGGAACUCCAUUUGAUCCCUUCACUUUCCUGAUAGGUAGUUCAUCGGCGGUAGUUGUUGAACGUGACUUUUUUGGCACAGAUGUGGUGUUGCCUGUACCUCCUGGAUCAGGUGGACCCUACAAGGUUUACGUGACCCUCCCAUACAAUGGACACCAAUAUCGUUCAUUCAACUAUCAAACAAUCCAGUAUGAUUCAUCAAAAGUCCAGACCACUACAGUUGUGGGAACAAAUGGUGGCCAGGUGACAAUCACUGGAUCAAUCUACUAUGAGGAGUUGGCCAACUUGGUUGUUAAGGUCGGACCUACACCAUGCACCAAUCUCCAAGUAGUCGUCCCGGCACAGACUAUUACAUGUACAUUGGCACCCACCGAUAGGAUCAUUGUGCAGAAUCAAUCAUUGGUGAUCACACAUCUCGGGGUCAACUCACCUGCUUUCAACUUUAGCUACCUCUCGCCAUACAUUCUCCAAUCCACGCCAGGACUUGCCAACAUCACCUCUAAGAUUACAAUCACGGGCAACUACUUUGGUCAAUAUCUCAGCGUCUCAAUCGGUGGCGAUCAAUGCUAUAAUGUCACGCGUAUAUCUGACAAGGUGAUUCAUUGCCUGUUUGAUGGAAAGGUUCCACAAGCCAACAAUAAGUUGGAGUCUCUACCGGUCAACGUCACAUCAAGUGGAAUAUCGGAUUGCAAUGGACAUGGUGAUAUUGAUCUCGUUUUUGGACGAUGCCUCUGUCACCCUGGAUGGACCUACAAUGACUGUUCGCUCCCAACAUCGCCAGGAGGUCUUCCCAUCAUCCAGAAUGGCACGGCAAUCAACCCAUCCAAGGUGAACUUUAUCAACUCAAUAGUGUAUCUGCGUGAGAGUGAUUCGGUUGGCACUAUAGUACGCACUCGCGCCAUGUCCACAAUUGAGUGGACCGCCAACAAUAUCACUGGAGAGCUAAUUGGUCGUUUCCCAAGUGACCAGGUGACCGUGUAUAUGAAUGUGACCCUGGUCACAGUGUCUCAGACCAUCUUGUUUGCCGGAGAGUCUAUCAAUCUACCAGCCAACAGUGUCAAAUUCUCAGUUGCCAUUGCGAAAUGGACGCUCAACAACCUGGAGGUCAUAUUUGAGAGUAGGACAGUUGCCAAACUCAAUGAUGAUUGUGGUACAAAGACAAAGUUGGCUCAGAACGAUGAUGCAUCAUCGUAUUAUGUUGUGGCUGGUCAAUCUGUUCUCUCUGGUUCAUUCGCCACUCACAUGUAUGUGGAGGACCGAGUUGUCUUCUCCAAGGUCAUCAUACUCCCUUCUUCAGACCCUCUCUACUCAGCUCUCAACAACAAAAACAACAACAUCAAUGCCGAUGACAAAGAGUACAAAGUGUUGACAUCAAUAGUAGUACCAUACUUCAAAUCACAUUGUUUAAUUGAUCCCAGCUUCCAAUCAUUGGUGGCAGUGGAUGAUAUUACCAACUGCCAGCCCAAGUCCUACAAAGUGAUAAUCAUCGCUGUUGUAUGCUCAGUCGUUGGUGCAGCCAUACUCCUCCUAGCCAUGGUAUUCGUCAUCAAGCACAAGUACAACAUUCUCUCACGUCUAAGAUCAAACAUUAAAUUAAAGAAUAGCGAAGCUUGA
Molecule: messenger RNA, 1848 nt
Organism: Acytostelium subglobosum LB1
Lineage: Eukaryota; Evosea; Eumycetozoa; Acytosteliales; Acytosteliaceae
Exons: 4
Coding region: 1-1848 (615 amino acids)
Source: RefSeq, a predicted model, not a curated record